AUGAGAGAGGAUGGUUUGUUGGUUUUGCCUGGAGCUGCAGGAGCUUUAGGGAAAACUCCAGUGACAUUGGCUUAUGGUGUGGCUAAGAGUUCUGUUCAUCAUUUGGUGAAGAGCUUUGCAGAUCCUGAACAAUGUGGACUUCCUAGAGGAACAACAACUGUUGGAAUUGUUCCUUCAAUGUUGGAUACUGAAGCUAAUAGAAAUGCAAUGCCAAAUGCUGAUUUUUCAAAUUGGACUCCUUUGGAUCAUGUUUCUGAAAAGAUUGUGGAUUGGAUUGAAUGUAGAGAAAAACCUGUAUCUGGAUCUUUGAUUAAGAUUGUAACAGAACAUGGAAAUACUAAAUUUGUAAAUAUUUAA
This is a messenger RNA of Naegleria gruberi, 357 nucleotides long. RefSeq lists its product as uncharacterized. NCBI's taxonomy places the organism in Eukaryota, Heterolobosea, Eutetramitea, Acrasida, Naegleriidae. Gene Ontology annotation, molecular function: NADPH binding; 6,7-dihydropteridine reductase activity; NADH binding. Gene Ontology annotation, biological process: L-phenylalanine catabolic process; tetrahydrobiopterin biosynthetic process. The transcript has a single exon. Gene Ontology annotation, cellular component: cytoplasm. The coding region runs from base 1 to 357 and encodes 118 amino acids. The record is from RefSeq and is a predicted model, not a curated record.